Molecule: messenger RNA, 2292 nt
Organism: Topomyia yanbarensis
Lineage: Eukaryota; Metazoa; Arthropoda; Insecta; Diptera; Culicidae
Product: hexamerin-1.1-like
Exons: 3
Coding region: 52-2190 (712 amino acids)
Source: RefSeq, a predicted model, not a curated record
UCCCUAAAUCAGUUCGCAUCAUUUCUUAGAAGAGAACUGUUGUCUCCCAGUAUGAAGCUGAUCGUAGCAACGGUCGCUGUCUGUCUGGCCAUCGUGGUCAGCGGAUCAUUGAUCACAGAUGAUGAUAGACGCGAUGAUAAACGUGAUGAUAAACGUGUUGCUGACAAGGAAAUCCUGAAGAAGCAAAAAUUCUUCUUUGAAGUUUUGCGCAAUAUCCACAUGCCGCUGAAGUAUGAUGAAUAUUUACCGUACACCAAAACUAUUGUCGAGGACAAAACCAAGUAUGAUGACUACGACGUCGUCAAGGACUUCCUUGACAUGUACAAGAAAGAUCUGUUCCUGGACAAGGGCGAGGUGUUCACCGUCUAUAAUAAGUAUAUGCUGAAACAGACCUACAAGCUAUUUAAAUUCCUGUAUAAUGCAAGAGACUGGGACACUUACUACAAGAAUGUUAUUUGGGCCCGCGAACAUAUCAACGAAGGCAUGUUUAUCUACGCCGUUACGCUAACUGUCCUGCACUGCAAAGAUCUCCGAGGAAUUGUGCUUCCACCGAUUCAUGAAAUCUACCCGUAUUACUUCUUCAACAACGAUUUGAUCAAGUCAGUCUUCGACCGUAAGAUGUUCGAUCCUAAGUUUGGAUUCUAUGGCGAUGGAAAAUACAACGUCGUUUAUUCGAACUUCACCAUGACCUAUCCUUUGGAGGAUAAGGACAAAGACAAGGAAAAGGACAAGGAUCGGCAUUUCCAUGACUAUAGAGAUCUGGACUACUACCACGAAGAUGUUGGCCUUAACUCAUUCUACUACUACUUCAAGCUGGAUUAUCCUUUCUUCCUUGACAAUGACAAGUUUGAUUUCAAGAAGGAACGCAGAGGAGAGCUAUAUCUUUAUAUUCACCAUCAGCUUUUGGCCAGAUACAAUCUCGAAAGGUUCUCACAUGACAAACGUCGCAUUAUGGGCUUAACCUGGCGAUUCCCAUUGAAGGAUGGUUAUUUCUCUUUACUGAGCUACGCGAAGGGCAUUCCAUUCAAGAGCAGAGACGAUAAUUACAUGAUCAGAGAUGUCGACUACUAUAAGGUCGACUGGAUUAAGGACUGGGAAAUGAGAAUGCGCAAAGUAAUUGACGACGGUUACUACCUGAAGGAUGAUGGAACAAAAAUCGACUUGCGCAGAUGGGACAGCAUUGACUUCCUUGGAAAAAUGCUAAACUGUAUGGACGUAGACAAAGAUGACAAAAAAGAUGACAGGAGAGUCGACAAUAAGUGCAAAUUUGGAUUCAUUGAAAUGUUGUCCCGAACUGUUCUCAGUGGAAUGGAUUUCAUGACAAAGAAGACGUGGCCAACGGUAUUGAUGCAUUUCGAGACUUCUCUACGCGAUCCAAUGUUCUACAAAUUGUGGGAUCGGCUGUUGGACGUCUAUCGUCUCUUCAAGAGCUACCUACCUUAUUAUAAGUUCGAAGAACUUAAUUUCAAGGGAGUCGUCAUCAAGGAUGUGGUUGUUGACAAACUGAUGACCUACUUCGAAUACUUUGAUUCAGAUGUUUCCAAUGUUGUUCCAAUGACUGAAGUUCGUAAAUACUUCGACUUCACUGUAAAAGGCCGCACCAAGCGUUUGAACCACAAAACCUUCACCUACAAAUUGGACGUUCUGUCUGACACUACUGAUAAAGGUGUAUUACGUGUUUUCAUAGGACCAAAGUUCGACAAACUUAUAGAUUUAGACCGUUAUAAGGACGAUUUUGUAGAAAUCGAUCAUCACGUGGUUGAUCUUGUUGCGGGUAAGAAUACCAUCGUUCGCAACUCUAGGGAUUUCUUCUGGAGCGUUAAAGAUCGCACAACAUACGUUGAACUGUACAAGAAAAUUAUGUUGGCCUUCGAUGGAAGUGAAGAAUUCUUACUGGACAUGUCCGAGGCACACUGUGGAUUCCCAGACCGUCUAAUCCUACCGAAGGGCAAGAUCGAUGGAAUUAGAAGGCAACUCUACUUCAUUAUCACACGAUACACAGGUGACGAUUCUGCGCGCGAUACCGAUUUCGACAAACGAUUUGUGUGCGACGGACGCAGAUACAAGGACAAAUUGCCAAUGGGCUUCCCCUUCGAUCGUGAAAUCAAACACACCUACUGGUACACUAAGAAUAUGCUGUUCAAGGAUGUACUUAUCUACCACAAGGAUGAUGUGAACAGAACCUAUUAACGAGCGAAAUUUCUGAUUAUAUGAUUUUGGUAUGAUUUUGCUUUCCUAGAAUGUAUUUUCAACCGAUAUAAAUAAAUUAUCAAGUAAGCAAAUAAUGACAAA